This is a messenger RNA of Letharia lupina, 3375 nucleotides long. RefSeq lists its product as uncharacterized. The transcript is spliced from 4 exons. The coding region runs from base 1 to 3375 and encodes 1124 amino acids. NCBI's taxonomy places the organism in Eukaryota, Fungi, Ascomycota, Lecanoromycetes, Lecanorales, Parmeliaceae. The record is from RefSeq and is a predicted model, not a curated record. Gene Ontology annotation, molecular function: ATP binding; ATP hydrolysis activity.
AUGAGCGAACGCCAGUCCUACGAAUCGAGGAUGGCUGACUUGAAGCUCAAGCGUUUUGCUUCCCGUUGGCAAUCAACUCAUGGGCAAGCCGCGAAUCGUGACAUUGACGAGCCUCACAGCACAGACGACGACCCCACAAGCCCAGGCAAAACGGAAGAUGCACAGCGUUCAGUACCGAGUGUCUUCAAAGGUCUCAAAGUUGGCCAAGCAGGGAUGAUCUGGGGAUCUGAUGGUACACUGCUCGGCAAAGUUCAGGACGACAGCCUGACGGACCCAGAAGAGCUGGAAGGAUUCCCCCUCAACGAGAAAGGUGAGGUACUCGAUGAAGACGGACACAAGAUUGGGCGGGCAUUUGUCCAUGAAACAUUCGGGGGUACCAGGCUCAGAAUUGCGCGUCAGCAUUCAUUCUACAAAAUGAAACCAGACGAGGAUGGGCGGUACCACUGUCCGUACGCGGCUCUGGGGGUAUGUUGGUACAGACCACAGAAGUUGAAGUCCAAUUUCGAUAAACACCUAGACUCGCACUUGAAGCCAUACCGCUGCGACGUCGGCGAAUGUGUCGGCACACAAUUCUCGUCCGCUGGUUGCUUGCUGCGUCACGAGAGAGAAGUCCACAAAAUGCAUGGUCACGGACCGAAGGCCUUCCUCGUCCAUGGAGACGCCGCCAUCCACAGAAUGCACGACCCCUCUAAGAAUCAUCAUGGGUGCUCCUUCCAGGGCUGUGACCAUUUUCUACGCAAUGAUUUUGGAGACGAGGAUGUUUUCGAACAUGUGGAGGGAGCCCAUGUGCUGGCGCCUCCAGCUACUGCGUACGGCAGGACACCUUGCCCGGAAUCGACUGACAACGUUGGGAGGAAAGGGUUCGAUUUCUUUGACACACACCUCAGGCCCAAGCACAUCGUUACAUCGGGACUUCGGCAUCCUCCCAAGCUUGAUACCAUUCCCACAACCAUUAGUCCCGAACAACCAAACUGGAACAACGAGAGAACUAUGGUCGAUGUAGACUUUUUACACAAGCUGGAGUCAAAGAUCAGCGAUCUACAGUCCCGUGUCGAAGAGUGUGAGGGCGCUCCUGGCUCUCCUACCAACUCUUCGAUUUCUGAUAGCGGAGACUCUGUAGACUCGGUCUCUGAUGUUAGCCACAAGGGCGGUCGAGCAGCCAGGUAUCCACAAGACUUUGAUGAUGAAACCAUAAGCUACGAGCCGGAAGUGGAGAAAGGGAAGCGAGACGCAAAAGCCCUUGAGGGACCAAGCCUUGAGGUCGCGCGAUUCAAUCACCUUGGCGAGAAUCAAAGAUUUCAGGCAGAGCGUGAUGGAAUGUCUACACCCGUUCUCGAAUUCCCGCCUGACAGGCCGCUUUUGACCGCCGUAUCUGAGUAUGAUCGCAGCCAGUUCUGGCGAAGGCGAAUCGAAAUUGCGUCCCCCGCCUUCUUCGACCUCCUCAAGGAAGUGUCUCGGCAUAACAUUAGCGACCUUGCCCUCCACGAGGGUGUUUUAUACCUUAUGGAGCCCCUCAUGGUUCUGUUCCUCAACCGCAAGCAGCUCACGGAUUAUGUGGAGAAUACCAAGGAGUCCACACAGGUCAAGGAACACACAAAAUUCAUCUUGAACUUCCUGAAGAGCGAUUUCAGCGACAUUAGUAGAGUGCUUGACAACUUUGAGUCGGUGACGCCUCCGAACCUUGUCAAAUACAGUGACUUGUGGAUGCUUUAUAGACCUGGCACGAUGGUGUACAGUCGUGGCAAUGGCGAAUGGGAAGCUUUCGUCGUUGACUCUCUCGAUGGUAUGCAGAUACGAAAACCGUCGCCAGACAACGGUCACGCCCUUACCAGGCUCGAUAUCAGAGCAUGGUCCAUGAACUUCGACGGUGAGGUAUAUGGCCGCGUUUGGUCCAUUCAUUGCGUUGCUCCAUUCCAUGGUGUUCAGGACAUCAGCUCUCUGUCCCUAGUCCCGGAGAAAUAUCUUUUGGACCGAAACGCCAUCAGAGAAUCGCUACUAUCUCGCGGAAGAAAGUUCUGUGCUUUUCAGGUACAGCACUGUCAAGAGAGCGAGAUCUCUCCUUCACAGUCUACUCGUAUCAUGGUGGAUCAUCUAACUUAUCAGAAGCGCAACGGGUGGCUCAUCUCCGUCAAUGGAAAGUACGGACCCUCCAGUGCCAAGGACAGGAGCUGGAAAGAAAACAGAUACAGCGAUUGGGAUACAAGUGGCGACGCUUUUGACCGGCGAUCAAGACGUUAUACACCCCAGCGCUCCCUCGUGCGCCACUUUGAGGAUGAAUACUGCAGCAGAGACUACGAGAUCGAAAGCAUCGACAAACCUGAGGACCCUCAAGCUGAACCUUGCCGAAUUUAUUCAUCAGAUCGUCCUUCGCAUGUCGUCGUCCGCGAGUUCGAGAAAUACGAUCUGAUCCGGCCAGAUGCCGAGAUGGACGAGCUCACAUUGAUGCUUUGUCCGCAACAUGUGCGUGGCUUCUCCUUUCGGGACAAAGUGUGGAAAUUCCUCAACGUAUCACAACUCAAGCCGGUGUCUUUCCAAGAAAACGCCUGGGACCGUCUAGUCCUCGACGAAGAAUACAAAGACAUCCUAGAAACCAUGGUCUCAUCUCAUGAUGGGAAGCUCGCUGGAUUGAGAGGUUCAGCAGGUGGAAAAGGACUUAGCAUACUGCUACACGGCGAGCCAGGUGUGGGCAAAACGCUGACUGCUGAAUCUAUCGCGGAACAUUUUCGCAAACCUCUAUUCCCUGUCACUUGCAGCGAUAUUGGAACUUCCCUGCCGGUAUUUGAUGAGAAACUAGAAGAAAUCUCCGAUUAUGCCACAAAAUGGGGUGCCAUCUUGCUGUUCGAUGAAGCAGACGUCCUCUUACAAGCUCGACGUGAUUAUGAAUGUGCCAAUCUCAAACGCAACAAUCUUGUAUCGAGCUUCGUACGAUUCAUCGAAUACUAUCAAGGUAUCGUAUUCAUCACCACCAAUCGCGUCAGCAGAUUCGACGAAGGGCUCAUGCCGCGCAUCGACAUUACCCUCUGCCUACCUCGUCUGGACCGUGCCCGUAGAAUCGGGAUCUGGCUCAAUCAAAUUCAGGACUUGUCCGAUGAAGGCACCAUCAACGCAUCACAGUCUGCUGAUUUGCGCACGCUUGCUCGACAGAAGUGGAGCAAGGAUGACAUCAACGGGCACCAGAUCAAAAAGACGGUCCAAACUGCAAGGGUUUUGGCGGAGAGGAAGGGUAGGAUGUUGGGAGCUAGGGAAGUUGAAACAAUGCUAAAGAUCGGGAGGGAAUUUGGAGAGCGCGCUGGCCACUUGGAGAAGGAGAGAGAGAGAGAGAGAAAGAAAGAUAAGGAGGAUCUGGAGGGAUUCGAGCAGGUGGAGAAACCUUGA